Messenger RNA from Penicillium mononematosum, 1164 nucleotides. RefSeq lists its product as uncharacterized. The record is from RefSeq and is a predicted model, not a curated record. Lineage: Eukaryota; Fungi; Ascomycota; Eurotiomycetes; Eurotiales; Aspergillaceae. The transcript has 5 exons. The annotation marks the transcript as partial.
AUGACUUCUAUCUCAGAAUUUAACCUGGCAGAGCAGUUUACGCAGUUCUCUCCGCCCUCGACGUCGCUCAAAAUAGGGACUGUCGUCACUUUUGGCAUCACUUGCUUCAUUGCCACAGUCUUUCUGGCCCUUCGCUACCUUCAGGCUUUCAAGCUGACCAAGAAAAUUGAGAUAGAUCUGAUCAUGAUCACGUUGUCCUAUGGAGUUGCGCUGCUCUAUUCUGUGUCUCUUGUAAACUUCAUGUACCUUCCGCAGGAUGUUAGCUUAAUAGAUAUGAUGUGGGUCCUUAAGCAAAUGCUCAUAAGUGUCUUGGCUUAUCUAAUAUGCCCAUCAAUCACCAAGAUGGCCAUUCUGGCUGUCUUAUUCCAAAUCAAUCCUGCAAAAGUAUACCGCUGCACUGUUGUGGCUGUCGCAGCAACGAUCUUUGUAUACACCCUAGUCCUAUGCAUCAUCACCGGAGGACCGUGUAGUCCUCUUCAUCUAACAAAUAUGGGGUGUCUACGGAAUGUCUCGAUGGUCCAUGCGGUUCUGAACAUUGUCUCUGAUCUCGCAGUGAUCAUCAUCCCGAUCCCGACGAUCCAUGGACUCCAUUCUUCAAAGAAAAACAAAAUUACGGUCGGCUGCUUGCUGGCUCUGGGAUCUAGCGUCGUCAUCUGCUCAAUAGCACGGGUACCAUACAUGCUGAGCUAUAAUACAUCCAUCCACUCAACCAAGACCGAAGGGGUUAUAGGAAUUUGGUCCCUCUUCGAGAUCAACUUUGGAAUCACAUGUGCCUGUGCAAUGCGGCUCAAGCGCCUGAUCUCGACAUAUCUACCGCGACUUUCACUAUUCUCGUCGCGCGGUGCAGCGGCACUCUCCGAGGAAACGCCCGUAGAAAGGCACGUACCCCAAAGGGGUAGAGUUCGGCAGUCAUACCAGCUGCACAGCAUCCAGGAUGGAAACUCCAGUCCGUGUAUAAGCCCAAAGCACAUCUCCGUGCACCAGACGUUCCAGAUUGAUGAACACACGCACGAUGCGCCAAAACUCUUCGAAGAAACGCCCGGAGAAAGGCUCAUACCCAAAAGUGGUAGAGUACGGCCGUCAUACCAGCUGCACAGCAUCCAGGAUGGAAACUUCAAUCCGUGCAUGAGCCCAAAACACAUCUCCGACCCCCAGAUGGAUGAA